Molecule: messenger RNA, 1038 nt
Organism: Cuscuta europaea
Lineage: Eukaryota; Viridiplantae; Streptophyta; Magnoliopsida; Solanales; Convolvulaceae
Source: the annotation of a GenBank genome assembly
CCCCGUAAUAGAUACAUAGUAGAAAAUUUUGAAAUCCAUCCCUAUCCCUGUAAGCACACCGUUCGUGGGUUCAAACCAGACUACACUCAUGGGAAAUUCCGAGUUUUUGAAAUGAAUUUGGAGCAGUGUUCAAGAGACCAUUUUGCAAUGAAUUCCUGGAUUUUUGCUUUGACCGAUUUGUGGUCGGGUUAUGGUCGUCCGCAAUGGACCAUAAUAUUGAUGAUGCUUUAAGAUGUGUCAUUGGUGAUUAUUCUAGAAACAAGUUGGCUUUUUUUUGGAGUCAAAUGCAAUGCAGAGAUUCUGGAUAUGGUUGUCCUGGAAGAAAGGCAAAACCCGUAUAUCUUAAACGUUUGAAAGAUCUUUGGGACAAGAGACCUGGCUGUCAUAAUAGAUUUCCAUGGGAAAAAGGGCAAUAUUCAGCUUCUAAUACUUUGUUGAUUGAUACUGAACCUCAUGUAUCUCUUCUGAACCCGGUUAAUACGGCUAUAUUCCCGGAACCGUUCAAAAACCCCAAUCCUGAAGAUGCAUAUUUAGGUGUGCUAAGUUUUGAUUACUAUAAAAACUGAAGUUCAUGUGCUUAUUGCUCGAGUCUUAGUAUUGAGUAAAUGAGUAGUCUUGGUAUAUCUUAGGAAUUAUAUGUAGUUUUGGUUUAGAUUUAUGAUGUGAGAUUUAUCCACCAUUGUAACAUUCCUUAGGGCCAAAUGGUGAGUUGCAGAGGUUUUUGGAGGGUCUUUCCAGUGGAGAUAUUGAUGUUCCUACUUAUGUGAAAGAGCAUCGCAUCGGGAGGCCUCCUAUAACCCCGUCACAUCCCAACUGGGCCUUCUAUCAGAAGGUCGUUCAUCGUUAUCGCUCUAAUAGUAAUACGGAGUAAUAAAUAACAUAAAAGUUGCUGCACAGAAAUGCUAGUACUAGUAACUUUGAAUAUUAAGUUGCUGAGGUCUAAUGCCUUCAUUAUAAUUGUUCUAUGAAGAGUUUUGGAUGUCAAUGAAUGAAUGCAUUUGAAUGAAGUAUGCUUAUUCUAUGCGUAGUGUGUAUGGG